This is a messenger RNA of Hermetia illucens (black soldier fly), 1003 nucleotides long. RefSeq lists its product as uncharacterized. The transcript has 3 exons. NCBI's taxonomy places the organism in Eukaryota, Metazoa, Arthropoda, Insecta, Diptera, Stratiomyidae. The coding region runs from base 194 to 901 and encodes 235 amino acids. The record is from RefSeq and is a predicted model, not a curated record.
UCGUGAAACAUUCCAGAGGAAAUCUCCAAUAUCGAAAAGAUACACCACAACAGUAUCUUGGGGAAUAUAUACGAGAAUGUGUUGAUGAGAAAGAUAUUAUUAAAAAGUUCAACCUAAUAAAAUUCAAGGAAGUGUAUAUCGGUCAGUGUGAAAGUUCGGGAAUCGACUUUACAAAACGACUUUACAACGGAAUAUGCAAAUUGCGCUCUCAUCUACGUUGGUUAUUCUCCUUUCCGUUGUAGCACAAACUUCAGCCAUACGAUGUUACAUUUGCGGCCCUGGAGCCCAAGAACCAUUUCAAAAUAUGAAAGCCGCUGGCGGAUUUAAUAGCGACCCACCAAAUACCAGUGGUCAUAAUGGAUAUGAUCAAACCCGGCUAUCUACAACAAAAAUACCAAACACUCAUGCUAUGGAAUCCAUGUUUGCAUCAUGUGAGAAUUUUGAGGAGAAGACUGAUUUUCCGCAGGAAUUCAUUAGGGAAUGUCCACCACUGUAUACCGGAUGUAUCACCGAAAUUGGAGGAAAUCGAACCACAACACGUACAUGUGAAAUAUUAGACAUAAACGACUGCAAGAUAGCUAACAAUAUAACAUAUUGUUAUUGUAAUAGCGAUUUAUGUAACAACGAAAAGGUAGCUAUCCUGACAAACAGAGCUUGGAAAUCUAUUGAUCCAAUGGAGGAUUCCGACGACGAGGAUUUCGCUGAAUCAUCCGGAAUGGAUGAAAACAGAUAUCAUAAACAGAAAAAUGGGAUUAAACCGACAAUUGCCAAUGGACAAGACAAUAUAGGAGCAGGACGAGUGUCAGCACCUUCCAUAUUGCUACAUUUUGUAUUUUGUAUUUAUUUUAGCGGAUUUAUUCACUACAUUCCAGAUAUGUUGAGAGUUCAGUAUGAAAUAUAGAUAUAGAGCGUUUUCGUGAUUUAUUUUCUGAUGUGUAGUUUUAAUAAAUGGAUAAAUUCAUUUUCCAUUCAGGCCUCGAUAUUUUUUAAAGUGUACUUAUAA